Arabidopsis thaliana (thale cress) is the source of this 1238-nucleotide messenger RNA. It is a transcript of the gene AGG2, whose product is annotated as G-protein gamma subunit 2. The record is from RefSeq and is marked reviewed. Bases 399 to 701 code for a protein of 100 amino acids. The transcript has 4 exons. Gene Ontology annotation, cellular component: plasma membrane. Lineage: Eukaryota; Viridiplantae; Streptophyta; Magnoliopsida; Brassicales; Brassicaceae. Gene Ontology annotation, biological process: G protein-coupled receptor signaling pathway.
UUUAUGGCCAUCAAGACUGAAAUAAUGUUUUGUUUUUCUUAUUUCCGUCGACUUUCGUCUUUUUCAAAAUCGCAACUUUUAUAUAUAUUUUUUUCUCUCGCCUUUCGAUCAUCGGAAAAGCUCUUUUUCAAGUCUCCCCAACUCAUAACUUUGAAUUUUCUAUUUGCCCCCUCAUAAAAUUUGCUUCUAUUCUCUUUGUUUGUUGGAGUUCUCAAGAUCUGUUUGAUUCUGAAUCCUUGUAAUUUUUGUAUCCAACCAGUAACAAAUGGGGUUUUGUGAAGGUUUAUGAGUUUCCCAUAUUCAAAUGGCGAUCUUUUAGUCUGAGUAAAAUUGUGGUUCUUAUCUGUUUUUGUUAAAGUUUCGAUUUUUAUUUUGAGGGUUGAAUUCGAGAAAUUUUGAUGGAAGCGGGUAGCUCCAAUUCGUCGGGUCAGCUAUCCGGGCGGGUCGUUGAUACAAGAGGCAAACACAGGAUUCAAGCUGAACUCAAAAGGCUUGAACAAGAAGCUCGAUUCUUAGAGGAAGAGCUGGAGCAGCUUGAGAAGAUGGACAAUGCAUCAGCAUCCUGCAAAGAGUUCUUAGACAGUGUUGACAGCAAACCCGAUCCUCUUCUUCCCGAAACAACAGGUCCGGUGAAUGCGACAUGGGAUCAAUGGUUCGAAGGCCCUAAAGAAGCAAAACGAUGUGGCUGCUCCAUUCUUUGAUCUUCCUUUCCUUCUCUCAAAAUAUUUUUGUCUCUACUUCUUCCAGAAGAGUGAGUUUGUGUUUUUACGUUCCCGCGGCAGUGAAUUUGAUGUAAUUGGCAAAAAAAAAAAUUGAUUCAUUUGUGCAGUAAAAAAUCUAUUGAUCUUGAUGUGUCUCUUAAUUUAAGAAGACCACAGUGCCAAAUUCACGCCACCACAAGAAAAUCUAGCACAGUGGCCGUCGGUGAUCCCCACACCAAUGCAUCUCAGUUCCAGAUUGUCUUGGAAAAGUUCUCGUUUCUCGAUGGUUUACAUGUCGUGUUCGGGCAAGUUGUUGAAGGACUCGACGUGCUCAGGAGCAUUGAAGACGAGGUUGGAACUUUGAACAGGAUUCCUUCCAAGCCGGUGGUUAUCGCAGACUGUGGUGAGCUCUGAGAGAGGCUACAAUGGUGUCUUGUCUUGUUUUAAUGGUUGCUCUGUUUUUGUUUUUAGUUCGUUUGGAUUUUGAGUUUGGUGGUAGUUUUAAAUCUGAAACAAAACAAGAUUUUUUUCUUCCAU